Molecule: messenger RNA, 1235 nt
Organism: Lobosporangium transversale
Lineage: Eukaryota; Fungi; Mortierellomycota; Mortierellomycetes; Mortierellales; Mortierellaceae
Product: mitochondrial carrier domain-containing protein
Exons: 6
Coding region: 282-1199 (305 amino acids)
Biological process (GO): NAD transmembrane transport
Molecular function (GO): NAD transmembrane transporter activity
Source: RefSeq, a predicted model, not a curated record
CUCCUCCUCUCCUCUUCUCUUCUACUGCUUUGCAUCCUCCACACCAUCCUUGCUUACUACUUUCUUAUCUUCAAGUCAUUCUACCUUUGCACGCAUUUGCUUUUUCUUUUCUUUUCUCCCUUUUUUAUUUUUUUCUUCAACAUUUUCCCUGAUCACCAUCAAUUCAAAAACACCAUAAAGAUUAGGCCCAUUCUUGUCUGAGCAUUUUUUUUUUCCUUUUUUUUUAAGUCGUUAAACUAAGCAGACAUUACGACUCUGCACAUUCACUCCAAACGCGAACAAUGUCCGCUCGUGAGUGGUGGGCGAUCAAGCUCAGAGAAUCGGAUCAACUAAAACAUACUAUUGCAGGAGCCGGCGCCGGACUGGUCACCUCAGUGGUGACUUGUCCGUUGGACGUCGUAAAGACAAGGCUACAAAACCAAGGUGUUACUAACCGUGCCGGAAAGUCAUACAAAGGCACAGCAGGGACUCUUACUCGUAUCUGGACAGAGGAAGGUAUCCGUGGGUUAUACAGAGGACUUGGACCUACGAUAUUCGGUUAUUUGCCAACAUGGGCUAUUUACUUUACGGCAUAUGACUACUUUAAGGAUCUAGUGGCGAAGCAAACUGGACAUAGUGAAUCCAACUUGCUUGUAUAUAUUGUUGCAGCCAUGUCGGCUGGAGCAACAAGCACAACAAUGACAAACCCACUUUGGGUGAUCAAGACUCGCUUUAUGACUCAAAAUGAACAUACCCCAUAUCGUUACAACAACACGCUUCAUGCAUUUACUACCAUUUACAAAGUUGAGGGUCUCCGCGGAUUCUAUAAAGGACUUGGAUCGUCGCUGAUGGGUAUCUCUCAUGUGGCAUUGCAGUUCCCACUUUACGAAAAACUGAGGCAAUGGUUGAAAUCUGAGGAAUCUGGCCAAGUGAGCAGCACCAACAUUCUCGUUGCGUCUUCAAUAUCAAAGAUGGCUGCUAGUGUUGCAACUUACCCUCACGAGGUAAUCAGGACACGACUUCAGAAUCAAUCAACUUAUCCACCAAAGUAUCGUGGAAUUAUUCACGCAUGCAAGGUGAUUUACCAUGAGGAAGGGAUUCGGGCGUUUUACAAGGGCAUGCCGACUAAUUUGCUCAGGACAGUACCGGCCAGUGCACUGACGAUCCUUACAUAUGAACUACUUGUUAGUCGCUUGAACGACCUUGCAAAGCCAGUAUAGAGUUCAAUGCAUUUUAAAGCUUUGAGAAGGAAGAAG